Messenger RNA from Cryptomeria japonica (Japanese cedar), 2494 nucleotides. RefSeq names its product protein PHR1-LIKE 2. Gene Ontology annotation, molecular function: DNA-binding transcription factor activity; DNA binding. The coding region runs from base 783 to 2102 and encodes 439 amino acids. The transcript is spliced from 8 exons. The record is from RefSeq and is a predicted model, not a curated record. Lineage: Eukaryota; Viridiplantae; Streptophyta; Pinopsida; Cupressales; Cupressaceae.
AAGACAGGAAUAUGUUUUUGUUUUAAACUCAUUGGAAUGGUAUAUAUUUCCAUUUCUGUUUCCCAUGCCCAGUUUAAAGGCAACGUAUUAACUUUUUUCCUUUGAAAUAAUCCAAUCUCUGUCAAUAUUAUCCUUUCCCAAUAUUGGCCCCGCACUUCAAUGUAAAUUUUAUAAGUGGUAUUUUGCUGUUUCACACAGACUAUUUCUUUGACAGGAUUUUCUAUGCUCACAUAUUCUUGUUUUGGGCUCUUUUUGGGUUCCGAUAGGAUUUUGCUGUUUAUGAAGCAUAUGAUGUGGGUUUGUCUGAAACAAAGUGAAAGUAGAAUUGCAUAAUUCCUUUUUUCAAAUGGUGGUGGAGAUGUGGGGUUGGUGGGGUUGGGCGUCGGCACCUGGAAGAAUAAUGAGAGAAAGAGAAUAGGUCUCAACUUCAAGAGUGGUGGUGGUGCCACAGAUACGAAAAGCAGGUGGAAGAGGGAAGCAUGCUAUCAUUUUCAGUCUCUAAAAAGAUUGGAUUGAGUUCAACUCCUCUUUUAUUCCCUCUUAAGAUGCUCUCUUCCUCCCCUUAUAUGAGUGUGCUGGGAAAUUGGUAGCAAUUCAAUGGAUUUGGAGCUUUAGGAGUCUUCAUUUCAUCGAAGGAAUUUGUCCUUGGAAACUCAAAAAAUAACAGAAUUUUCUUGCUCUGUGGUUUUCACAUAGAACCCUUCAUGAGCUUGAAAACCAACUCCCAUCAGACAAUCUGAAAUUUUCACCAAAAACAACGGUGGCCUUCAGAAACAAAGAAGAUGUAUCAGGUUAAGAAUCCCAUCUCCUCAAAUGGGUCCAUGUCCUCUCACCCUGAGAGGCCCAUACUAUUGCAAGGAGGCCCUAUUCCCGGAGAAAUGGGUUUAGUUCUGUCCACAGAUCCUAAACCAAGGCUGAAAUGGACUCCUGAGCUCCAUGAGCGCUUUGUAGAUGCAGUCUCUCAACUUGGAGGUCCAGACAAGGCGACACCGAAGUCUGUGAUGAGGGUAAUGGGUGUCAAAGGACUUACUCUUUACCACCUAAAGAGCCAUCUCCAGAAAUACAGGCUUGGUUGCUCUGCAGCAGCAUGUAGGACAUCUGAAAUUCAAGGUGCCAGCAAUACUACCUCAAGCAUGAUGGGAGCUAACAUGACAGAUGGUUUGCAGAUCAAUGAAACUCUCCGGAUGCAGAUUGAAGUUCAGAGGAGACUACACGAACAGCUAGAGGUGCAGCGUCAUUUGCAGCUCCGUAUUGAAGCCCAAGGUAAAUACUUGCAGUCAGUGCUGGAAAAAGCUAGAGAAACUCUUGCUGGCCAUAACUUGGGUUCAGUUGGGCUAGAAGCAGCCCGUGCAGAGCUGUCAGAAUUGGCUUCAAAGGUGUCCAACGAAUGCCUCAACUCUGCGUUCUCUUCUUUGCCUGAAAUGCAGGGAUUUUGUGAACAACAGCAACAUAUAGUGCAAGCUGUAAACAGCCUUCACCAGCAGUCUCAAGUUGCGGAUUGUUCAACAGAGAGCUGCUUGACAUCAAAUGAGAGUUCUGAUAAGAACUUUCAUUCGAAUACACAGAUUGCUUGUAAAAAAAGGUCCAGACGAUUUGACGAUAAAAGCCUACCUUUCUGGCAAAAUGAGGCCAGAGAAGAUGCCAGUUUUGAAGAAUUUGAUGCCACACAAUUGACUUGGGAAGAAAAUAUGAAAGAAGAAGAGAAAAUUUCAUCUUCUUCAUCUAAUCCAAAAGAUUUGGAAAGGAAUUCAGUUUCAACUAAAGAGAUUUUCAGGGAGAGAUCUUCAAGUUUUAGGCUAAAAGCAGAAGAAAAAGGCUGUGGUUUGUCUGAUGCAAGGAAAAAAGAAAGGGAACUGAACGGAUUAAGUUUAGGAGAUCGUGUAAUUAAAAAUUCAGUUAUGGGCAGAAGUCUGUCUCUGCAAGAAAUCUGUCAAAUGGAUGAAAUGAUGGCACUCCAUAGGGAUGAAGAUGAAAGCCCUUCAGCAAGCUUUAACAAACUUUCAAAGCUGACUGAAGGAUUGGAUUUGAAUGCUAACGGUGACACAAGUAUAGCUUCCAAUUGCAGGGAGCUUGAUCUAAAUUGUUAUGAGUGGAGGAGAUAAUGUUUGUCAUGGUGACCAGCAUUUAAGCCCAUCCAGAAAGCUUCAACAAAUGACUGAAGAAUUGUGCUAUAAUGUUCAAUACAACAGAAAUAUAAGCAGCUUGACUUUAUAGUUAUGGGUGGAACAGAUGAGGUUUCUUGUACUAGCUCAUCCGAGAAAUCUCUGUCUUCUAUCUCUGAUGAGAACCUCCAUUAACUAAUAGCUAGUAAAUCCUAUUUUCCUAAACUGAAAUCACGAGGGACCAUUAAUGGGUUUUUGUUAUUACUAGGAAUUUUUAAGCUGUUUAGACUAUUGAGAGAGAUCCUGCUUCUUUCUUAUUGUAACUCAUGUAUAUGUUAUGUAAAAAAUGCCUAUAGAAUCAACAAUAAGAGCCCUCCAUAUUUCGUGUUUCA